UUUGAUAAAAGAGAGAGGCCUUUCACGUGUCCGUACAUAACCAACGAGCCAGCCAUGUCAUCGUUCGACGACUCAUUCACUCAACCCGGCGGCGACUCGGUACCCACGGCCGCGUCGACUCGUCCGUUCGACGACGACGGCUACAUAGGCUACGACCCGCGCCUUCCCUCCCAGCGAUUCGACUCGUUCACUGCCACUCACUUCGCCGACUCCGACUCAGUCAAGGACUCGGCCACCGACUCGCCGAUCUUCCAUGAUAACAAUAACAACAACAACAAUUACUCUUUCUCUGCUGGAGAUGACGAGUUCGUGUCGCAGCCAGAGCCGGAGAUCUACGCCGGAGCGAACGGCGAGGGCUUCGAUGGAGGGUUUAGUGGAUCGGACGGUCCGGUUUUGCCUCCUCCGGCCCAGAUGGAGCCUGAAGAGGGCUUCGCUCUCAGAGAAUGGAGGAGACAGAAUGCGAUCCAGCUGGCAGAGAAGGAGAAGAUUGAGAAGGAGUUGUUGAACCAGAUAAUCGAUGAAGCAGAUGAAUACAAAGUUGAUUUCUACAGGAGGAGGAAGAUCACCUGUGAGAACAACAUAGCCACUAACAGGGAGAAGGAAAAGGUUUGUCGCUAUUUGCAAUAUCCUACUUAGUUACUUUCUUGAUUA
This is a messenger RNA of Corylus avellana, 651 nucleotides long. The record is from RefSeq and is a predicted model, not a curated record. Lineage: Eukaryota; Viridiplantae; Streptophyta; Magnoliopsida; Fagales; Betulaceae.